AUAUCAGAAUACAUUGGUGGGCGGUAGAAUAACAGUCUCCUCUUUCUUCUCUUCUUUCCUUUUUUUCUGAUUUCAUUCUUCCACCAUCUCCAUGGAAUAAUACACUUCCACGUCAGGGAAUAGCAACAUUUCUCCCCAACUUCUGAUUGAUUUUCAAUGAGCACUCUUCCCUCUCCUUCCAUCGUUUCCGCUCAAGAUUUUACAUGGUAUCAGAGCCAUCUUUGAUGGUCUCUGAUUAACCCAAACAAGAAACUCCAUAAAUCGAUUUAUUGAUUUCAAGAAUUGAAGGUGACAAUGGCAGAGGACCCUGAGGUUCUGAAAUUACAGCCAGGAGACAAUCCAAGAUUCACUCAAUUUCUUGUUUUUUCGAGUCCUCAAGUACGUGGGUGGGGUUGUCUGGAGUUUCUCAAAAAAUGACUCGUGAAUUCAUCAUCUUGUGUUCCUGGCUUCUUGGCAUUCAGAGAGGUGGCAUUCGGAGAGGUCACCCCGUUUUCUUAUUUUCAGAUUUUGAUUCUUGAUAUGGAAAAGGCGGAGACAGUGGAAGACGAAAAUGAGCAUGGAGAGGAAGAAAGAGAUGGAAAGAGGUUGCGUAUUGAAGAGGGUGAGUUAAGUGAAAAGGAGGAGAAGGAGCAACAAGAAGCAAAGAAAAUUAGAAUUGAGGAGGGUGAACUUAGCGAUGAAGGAUUAUUGAGGGCUGUAAGAUCACUAUCGCCGUCAUCUUUGUCAUCGGUUGAGCUGGAAAGUGAAAUUGAAGCUGCACCAUCACCUCCCAAAGAGAAUAAUAUAGUUGUAGGCAACAACAAAAAUGAUGGAAAACGUAGCACUAAGAAUAGACAGUUGCCUUGGAGGAUUGAGUCGGUGAUGUUCAGUCGGAUUCCUCCUGAGUUGUUGUUUCACAUCCUCAAAUUUCUCUCUUCUGAGUUAUCUGGAUUUGUCCAAUAUUUUGCACAAUGUGUGUGUGUGUGUGUUUCAACCUGGGGUUUGUUGUUUUUUGUUGAGUGGUUUUUUAUUGACAUAGUUUAUACUUUUCUUAUAAUGGAACUGCAGGACCUUGUUUCUUGCUCAAUGAUUUGUAGAUUCCUAAAUUUUGCCUCUGCGGACGAAUCCUUGUGGUGUCGCCUAUAUUGUAUGCGGUGGGGUCUAUUGCCACCUAAAAGGCCGCGUGAAUGUGCUUGGAAGAAGCUUUACAUCCAGGUUGACAUUAGAACAAAGGAAGCAUGGUUUAAGCUAAUAUCGGUCAUCGACUAAUGUAGUCGAAGUGGCGUAUCAUACGACACCAUUGAAGUUGAUAUCAACAAAAGAGUUCACCCGACGAACCUAUCUUGGACUUGUUUCAUAGCGACGGUCUCAGAUUGUCUUCCGAAUAUGUCUAAUGGGUUUUAGAAGAUUUUUUUUUAAAUGUAAAUUAGCACUCGUUGUUUAUAGAAUUUCAGCAUUCUUUGUAUGAUAUGAAAGAUUGUACUUGUAUUUUACCUAAAGCAAUAAAGACUGUUAUUCGUUUUAUG
Molecule: messenger RNA, 1505 nt
Organism: Sesamum indicum (sesame)
Lineage: Eukaryota; Viridiplantae; Streptophyta; Magnoliopsida; Lamiales; Pedaliaceae
Cellular component (GO): cytoplasm
Molecular function (GO): protein binding
Source: RefSeq, a predicted model, not a curated record